Orcinus orca (killer whale) is the source of this 1297-nucleotide messenger RNA. Its product is annotated as gametogenetin-binding protein 1-like. NCBI's taxonomy places the organism in Eukaryota, Metazoa, Chordata, Mammalia, Artiodactyla, Delphinidae. The record is from RefSeq and is a predicted model, not a curated record. Bases 163 to 708 code for a protein of 181 amino acids. The transcript is spliced from 6 exons.
CUGCAACAUGGCCUGGAACUCGGAGUCGUAGCGCCGGUUGAUGUCAUCCCCGAUGAUGGCCAGCUGGCGACCCACCUGCCCCAUGGUGCUCAAGGAACGGUAGGCAGCAGGGGCCACUUUGCCCAAGCCUUGGCGGUGGAGCAAGGAUGCUUGCAGAGGGCCAUGGGGCCACUGGAUAUCAGCCCCGAGACCUUCACCAGGGAGGAGGAGAAGGAGCGUCUGCUUGAUGGAGACCUCAGGCUGGCCUCCUCCCAGGUGGGGGCAACUCCCUGGAACCGCCUCCUCAGCUUGUACAAACAGCUCCAGAAAUCUGCCCCGGCCAAGAUCUCUCUCAAGGAAGGCCUGCCCUGUGAGGAGAAAGGCGGGGAAGAGGAAACAGAGGAGGACAGCUCACUCAAGCUCUGUGUCCCAGGCAUUGUCACCCUCCAGUCGCCGCUGCAUAAGACUUUUAGGUCGACAGAUACAGUAGGUUUCGUGGAGUCGGAGUUAAAGAAGCUUCUGGUAGCGCAACGGGAGUCCCGCCUCUGGAAGAUGGGUGGCCACGAGGGCCGGAAGCUGCUGACCCAGCCAGAGAUCACCCUGGAGGAGGCAGGCAUUGUGGAUGUCCAGAGACACCAAGCUGAGGGGGGAAGGAAGCUGCCCCCCAGCCUUUGGGGAAUGCUGGGGACCUGGGGGAGGGGCGCUGAGGCACCAGAAGCACCACCCUAGGCUGGAGGGAAGGAUGCAGAGCCCCCUUGGUGUGGUGUCUAGGAUAGAGGUGAAGGAGGGGAGGGCUUGGCUGGGGUGCCUGGCUCCAGGGGCUUCCCAGGAAUCCCCCAAGCUGGAGGGAGAAGGUUACCUCCAUUCUAUGGGAGGGAGGUGGCUCAGGGCUAGUGGGCCUGGCCUGCUGUGGGCACCUGGGGGAGGGUCUGGGAAGGUGGCCUUGGGGUGCUUGUCUCUGAGGGCAGGUGGGAUGGUUCUGGGGGUACAGAGCAGGAAGAGGAGAGCGCAAAGAUGCAAAGGCAUCUUCCUUCACCCACUUCCACCCCCCAGCACCUGCUCCUUGAGGAGUGAAUGAGAUGGAAAACUGGCCUCCAGAGUGAAGCUGGUGCUGGCCUGAGUCUGCCCUGCGCCGGGUCCCUGCAGCCUGUGUAGAGAUGUAUCCGCCUCCUCUUAGGGCACCUCAAGGAGCCCCUGGGGCCAAGGCGUCUUUAAUAAAUGGUGUCCAUGUGUCUGCAGGGUGGGCCUGCCCGGCACACUGUCCCCACUCUUCAGACUCAGGCCUGUGAUGUUAUUAAUAAAACUCAGUUUGACUUUG